Messenger RNA from Cuscuta campestris, 2774 nucleotides. NCBI's taxonomy places the organism in Eukaryota, Viridiplantae, Streptophyta, Magnoliopsida, Solanales, Convolvulaceae. The record is from the annotation of a GenBank genome assembly.
CGCGCCUCCGGCCGGCCGGAAUCGGGCUCUCCCAUAGCCCUCAUCCAGAGUAGGUUUAAGUUGUCCAUGCCAUAAAGAUGAAAAAACUGUUCUUUUUCAAAUCUUCUGCACCUAGUGGAGUGAACAGCACCCAAAUAUCCCCACAGGCAAAGGAAAAACAAGUUGACCGGGAAAACCCUUGUACACUUGACAAAACCAAGACUAAAAAGAAAGUCUCAGAAAAUCAUUCCUUGGGUGAUAGACCAAGUCUCGGGAGGAGUCUGUCAUUUUCUUCUGGAUCCCUUUAUGAUGCUUGGGGGGAACAAAUGGAUUCCCAGGACCGAAGCAGGUCUCCUUGUGGUGGUAAUAAUGCACACCCUAAGAAAUCAAAUCGUAACUCAUCUCGUCGUGCAUUAACACCCGAGAGGUUAUACCGUGGAAAGUCCUUUGGGAUUGAUGGUGUUGAAGAUUAUUACAAAGUGGGGAAUGGACUGCAUGGUUAUGGUUCCUCUUUUCAACAACACCUUGAUUCACAUGACAGCUCCUCUAACUGCUCUAGCAAUGUUUCCAGCAAAGUUUUAGACCGUUAUAUUGAUGGCGAGCAAGAGGGAGUGCAACAGCGUGCAAGAUUUCAGAACAUAGUGCCAGCUUCACAACCCAAUGUUAGGAAACAGAAACCAAAGUCUCAAUCUUUGGGAGAAACUAGAGGGUCUCAGCUUCAAGAUCUGAUUGAGAAUGGUUUUAAGAAUGAAUCACCCAGGAAACUUGCAAAGAGAGUGGUUGAGAGACUUUCUCAAUCUCGAUUUUUGCCACCUAAAAGUAAAAAUGAAUAUGAUGUUCAUAAUCCAAUUACAAUUGAAGAUAUCUACAAUGGGAACACAAGUGGACUUCCUAUUUCAUAUCUUGAUGGUACUUCACAAAAAAGUUUCUUGAUUGAUGGGGUAAAUGAAGCAACCAGUGAGCGCAGUGAAAAUAUUCCAAGCUUCCAAGAAAGGAAAAUUUUCUCUGGUGAGGAAGAUUCUGACAUUGAAUUAAUUAGAAAGUAUAAGGAUGCUGAGAAACAGAAAAUUAGAAGCUUGACAGAGGAGAAACUCCAAAUGGCCCGUGAUACUGCAUCUGCGUUGCAAUGCCAAAUUGCUGGGAGGGCUUCUGCUAGGGAAGAACUGAAACUACUAAGAGCUGAAUUAGAUUCACAGAAGCAAAGGUUGGAAGCUGAGAAGAACGAACUGCAGUUUUCUAUGGAAAAGGAGCUGGAUAGAAGAUCAAGCGAGUGGUCACUCAAACUGGAGAGGUUCCAUGUAGAAGAACACAUGCUUCGUGACAGGGUUAGAGAGCUUGCUGAGCAAAAUGUUUUCCUUCAAAGGGAAGUAUCUUCAUUCAGUGAGAAGGAGGUGGAUACCAAAAGUAGGAUUUCAUAUUUAGAGAACCAGCUUGAAGAACUUAAAAGGAUAUCAGAGGAACAAAGGGAGGAGAAUCAAAACCUGCAGAAAAAUCUUUCUAAACUUCAAGAGAAGCACAAAGCAGCACAGGAAGAUCUAGAUUGCAUCAGAAGGAACUGCGAAGAGAAGGUGAAAGAGUGUAAGGACUUGCACAGGUCCAUAACAAGGUUACAGAGGACUUGUAGCGAACAAGAGAAGACAAUUGAUGGUUUGCGAUUGUACUAUGAGGAGAUUAACAAGAAACGAUCAGCAGAGGAGUUUGACAAUCAAUUGAUUAAGUCACGUGUGGAGCAUAUUAGGCUGGUGGGAAACGAAUGUGCUUUAAGGAAGGAAGCGGAAUCCUACAAGCUUGAGGUUGAUCAGCUUCGUCACGAGAAUAUAAACUUGUUGAAUCGCUUGAAAGGGGUUGGCCAGGAUGCCACAUUUAGGCUAGAUCAGGAAUUAUUGAAUCGUGUUAACUGCUUGCAAACACAAGGGAUAUUGAUGCUUAAAGAAAGCACUAUUCUUUCUGAAAAGUUGCUAGAGUACACCAAAUCUACUGUGGAUGGAGGAUCACAAGGCCAGUUUGUUAUUGAGACUGAUAUAAAGCUCCAAGGCUUCAAGAGGGGGCUAGAAAAUUUAGCAAGGAGCUUACAGAAUGUCUCCUUUGUGCUGAAUGAGAAGUCUAAGUCUGAGACAUCUAUCUUGGAGAAUAGGACACGUCAGUUAGAUGACCACCAGAAAUUUGAAUUCGAGCUGAAAUCAGAGAUAUUACUGACAAGUUUGUUGCGUGAGAAGCUUUAUAACCAAGAGUUGGAUAUGGAGCAACUUCAUGCUGAGCUGGCAACCUCUAUCAGAGGUAAAGACAUGAUCAAUUGUGAGUUGCAAAAUGCGCGGGACAACCUUUCCUGUGCAAUUCACAAGGCAAAGAAUCUUGAACUUCAGAUAAUCAAGAAAGAUGAGAACAUACACAAGCUUGAGAAUGAUCUUGACGAAUGUAUAAAGGAACUGGCGGUAGUGAAGGGGAUACUGCCAAAAGUGACCCAAGAAAGGGACAUGCUGUGGGCAGAAGUUAAGAAGUACAGCGAAAACAAUAUGCUGCUCGAUUCAGAGAACAACAUGUUAAAGAAAAAGAUAGAGACACUAGAUGAAGAGGUGCUCCUUAAAGAAGGACAGAUUACAAUUCUUAAAGACGCGUUUGGUAAACCACUUGAUCUUCUUGAAUGAUGCCUACAACAUAUACAGGAAUUGUCGCGUUCCUCGUGUUCAUAUUUAGGUAUACAUUGCUUUUCUAUAGAAUGAUAUAUGGUUUCAUUUGAAUAUGGUUGUUGAGGUUGUUAUUAUAGGCUUGAAUACCAAAAAAGAGAAAUCUGAUUU